AUGUAUCGAUCAGCAAACGUCGCGCAUCAGUUCCGUCACGUGACUCGGACGAUGUCAAGUCACGUGAUCCGCGGGGCGGAAGUGAGCACAGAUCCAUCAUGGCGGCGGGACGGAGGAGUCGUCUGUGACGUGUGGGCGGUGAAACGGUUGUUUUGUCUCGUGAGGAACGUGAGACUGACCCGGCGGUAUGGACCCGUGAGGAGAGGCCACGAAGAAGAAGAGCUGUGGACAGAAGAAGACGACGACGACGACGCGUCGCUCCUGACUCAUCCUCCAGCAGUCGACAUGUCUCCGGCCGAUCCCACGUCCGACUCGACGCCGUUCUUCUCCGACGACAGCGAGGCGGAGGGUCCGGAGGAGCAGGGCGGGGCGGCGGUGCCCCGGGAGGAGGAGCCUCCCAGCGGUGUGUCCAGAGUCCGAGCGCUGCUGACCGUCUUCAUCCUCUGUUACAUCAACCUGCUCAACUACAUGGACCGCUUCACUGUGGCAGGUGUUCUCCCUGACAUUGAGCAUUACUUUGGGAUCGACGAUGGGAAAUCUGGUUUACUCCAAACUGUGUUCAUCUGCAGCUACAUGUUCCUGGCUCCGUUCUUCGGUUACCUGGGCGACAGGUACAACAGGAAGAUCAUCAUGAGCGUCGGAAUCGCGUUCUGGUCCUUGGUGACGCUCGCCAGCUCCUACACGCCCAGAGAACAUUUCUGGCUCUUGUUGUUGACGCGCGGCCUGGUCGGCGUCGGCGAGGCCAGUUACUCCACCAUCGCUCCGACCAUCAUCGCCGACCUGUACGUGAAGGGGAAGAGGACCAACAUGCUGUCCAUCUUCUACUUCGCCAUUCCCGUCGGCAGUGGUCUCGGAUACAUCGUGGGCUCGCAGGUCGGGUACAUCGCGCAGGACUGGCACUGGGCUCUGAGGGUGACUCCGGCUCUCGGGCUGAUCGCAGUGAUCCUGCUGCUGUUUGUGGUUCAGGAGCCGAAACGCGGCGCCAUCGAGGCUCGACCCGAGCACCACCUGCACCGGACCAGCUGGCUGACGGACCUGCAGGCGCUGAGCAGGAACUACAGCUUCGUGUUGUCAACCCUCGGCUUCACCGCCGUGGCGUUCGUCACCGGCUCUCUGGCUCUUUGGGCCCCGACGUUCCUCCUGAGGGCGGCCAUCUUUACUGGGGUCAAGGCUCCGUGUGUGGACGGACACUGCUCCUCCUCGGACAGUCUGAUUUUCGGGGCCAUCACCUGCGUCACCGGCGUGCUGGGCGUGGCCAGCGGCGUGCAGGUGAGUCGGCAACUAAGGAAGAAGACGGCCAGAGCGGAUCCGCUGGUCUGCGCCGCGGGUCUGCUUCUCUCUGCGCCUUUCCUCUACCUGGCCAUCGUCUUCGCUGAAUCCAGCACCAUCGCCACUUACGUUUUCAUCUUCCUCGGAGAAACGUUCCUGAGCAUGAAUUGGGCCAUCGUGGCCGAUAUUCUGCUGUACGUGGUCGUUCCCACUCGUCGCUCCACAGCCGAGGCUUUUCAGAUCGUCAUCGCUCACCUGCUGGGAGACGCCGGGAGCCCCUACCUGAUCGGAGUGGUGUCCGACUCCCUGAGGAGGAGCGACUCGUUCCUCUGGCAGUUCCGCUCGCUGCAGCUCUCUCUGCUACUCUGCUCCUUCGCGGCCGUGGUGGGCGGAGCUUUCUUCCUCGCCACCGCCCUCUUCAUUGAAAGAGACCGAGAUCGGGCGGAGAACUACGUCUCUACAGAUGACGAGCCGAUCGUGGUUCCGAGCAGUGGCCGGUCGACCCGGGUGCCGGUGUCCAGCGUCCUGAUCUGACCUCUGACCUCUGACCUCUGACCUGCUCCUUCACACAUGAGGUCCUUCAUCACUUUUUAUGAUUUUAUUUUUCUUCUAAUGGACUGAUUCUGCCGUGCAGAAACAUUUUAAGGAAGAGUUUUAUUUUAAAAUAUUUUUGUGCAGAAACAUUUUUUUUAUAACUUUGCGACGCAGCGUCGUCGCUCUGGGAGAUGUUUUUGAAUUCUCUCUCUGCGGGUUUUUUAAUUUUCAGCGUGAAAUGUUUUCAGUGAUGAGGAGAAACGGACGCUGCUCUGUGGAUUAUGUUUUAAUUCAUUCUUAUUAUUCUUAUAUAUGAUACAUAUCCUCAGAAUAACAACAACCCAAAAACAAGAGAAACUGUUUUAAUCACUGGUCAUAAAGUUUGUUUCAGUCAUAACACUAACCUUCAAACAGUUUAAUAACAGUCGCCUCAUCAUCUCUGUUUUGUAAUCUUUUUAUUUUCAAGGUUCAUUAGAUAUUUUAAUCCAGUUUCUUUUGGUUUAAAGAACUUUUGGUUUUCAGAGCUCAAUGCUGCAGAAAUGUGUUUUUAUUGGUUAUUUAAAAACUAAUUAAAAGCUUUUGAAUGAAUAUUAUUUAAUCAAAGUUGUUUAACCUCAAAUGAUUUUAGCGAGUCUUUUGUUUGUGUGAAAUAUUAAAGGACAUUUCGCUGAAGGUGAA
Molecule: messenger RNA, 2481 nt
Organism: Scophthalmus maximus (turbot)
Lineage: Eukaryota; Metazoa; Chordata; Actinopteri; Pleuronectiformes; Scophthalmidae
Gene: spns1
Product: spinster homolog 1 (Drosophila)
Exons: 13
Coding region: 1-1803 (600 amino acids)
Biological process (GO): transmembrane transport
Cellular component (GO): membrane
Molecular function (GO): transmembrane transporter activity
Source: RefSeq, a predicted model, not a curated record